AAAACGCAAAGGACGGAUGUCGCGUUCUUGCACUUCGCUCUAAAUUUUAGUCAAAUUCCAUUAAUUUAUCUUCGAUUUUAACCCAAUUUUACACGGAAAACGUCAAAUCGGUGUGUGCAGCGAUGAAGAAGUGGUGACCUCGGUGGUCAGAAGGCCCUGAAGCGAGGAAACGAGCAAGUUCUCUCCGCCAUAAGUCGUGCGGUCCAUGCACCGGUCUUCGAUUGUUCUGCUUCUUUUAUCAUGCGAAUUCUUGAGAUCGACGCCUAAUUUGAAUCCAAGAAUUCGUGCUUAGGAACGUGACCAGCGGAUUCCCUCCAAAACGUCAACAUGCCACUUUUACGUAAAAAGCAAUUUGAGCCGAUCAAAGCUCCAAAAGAUUUGAGACCCGACGAAGAAGUUUUCUUUUGCAGCCUUACUGGUGAAAUCUUCAGGGAUUAUGAGGAAUUCUAUGAGAGAAUUAUUCUGUGCAAUUCUCUCGUCUGGUCAUGCUCCCUCACCGGCAAGCCCAACUUGACCUAUUCUGAAGCUUUGCAAUCAGAGGAGUCUGCUUUGCAGUCAAUAAAAGGCUUUUCAAAGGAGCUGCACAUCCCUGUGCUUCUUCUGGCCAAAAUGACCCACCGCACUAGCUUCUUGGACAUGACAGAAGAUGUGUUUACCUUUGUGAAGGACAGAUACUUUGUUGGUGAGACCAUAGAGGCCGUUUCAGGAAAUGAUACCAUUCCUUGCACUGUACUCAAGGUCAUUCCCCCUGAUAGAAACUCUCCCAGCAAAUCCCCCGAGAAGAGUGCCUCUAAGUUUGGAAAUAUUCCUGAUGCUUCUUUGUACCGCUAUGAAAUAACUGCCUCAAAAGUUUGGCCAAGAAGAGUUGUUGCUGCAUCUGACUUGAAAAGACGCAAAAGCAUAUUCACUAGGGACAAGAACAAGUUGUUUUUGAAACAGAACACUGAAAGUGGUUCGCGUAGCAUAAGAGUAAAGGAAUCUGCUGUUAAAAAGUACAACCUUGAUUCCGCAAAUCUAUCUGACUAUUUUGCUGGACCAACUCCUGAAUUCCCAAAACCAAAGAGACUCUCUAAGCUCAUAGCUGACGAAGACCUAACACCUGAAGAAAGGGAAAAGAGAGUUAGAGCUGAAAAGCGUAAGGAGAAGAGAAUGAUGGCAAAGGAAGGCCAAUUGGCCGAGAAAAAGAGGAAAAUGUCCGAGGGACGAUCACCUUUGAAGAAUGGCAACUCGCCAACAAAAUCACCCAAGCCAGUUGGUAGACCUAAGGGAUCGGUCAAAAAAGAAGGUGUUAAGAAACUCACUGCUGAACAGAUUAAGCAAAAGAUGAUUGAAGAUGCAAAACGGGAGAAAGAGCAUGAGAAAUUAGUCAAGAAAGAAGAGAGGAGCAAGGCAAGGGAAAAAGCUCGUGAAGAGAAACGGUUGCUCGACGAGUUUUACAAAGAGUGGAAUAAGCCUAAAGAUGAUCUCAUGUGUGAAGACCUCAAAGAAUUGCCAGAUCCAUGUGCGGUGCAGUGCAGCAUUCCUAACCAUUUGUUUGGCGAAUUCAUGGCCAUUCUUGAAUUCCUUCAUUGCUUCAAAGAAGAGCUUGAAGUGAAAAACUUCUUCCCCCAGGGAAUGAGCUUUGAUGUACUUCAAAGGGCACUUGUGGAGCACGAAAUUGCUGGUCCACUCAGUGACCUGCUGCAAUUGAUGCUUGCGUCGAUCUUUACCAUGCAAGAAGAGGAAGAAGACGAAGUUCAAACUGCUGAGGCUGACGCCAUUGUGGACACAGGGGAAUGUGUAACCUCUGAGGAAGCUGCAAAAUCCGCAGCAGCAGCUGCAAACUGGAGUCAAACAUUCCAGGGUUGCCCCAUCUACAAGUUAAACCUUGACCACGUAACCCUCACAGAAAUCCUCAGACUGCAUUUAUUAGGUUCAGGUAGCAAGGCCAUCGAAAGCAAUCCUACUUGGAGAGGCCAGAACAUUUGUGAUGACCCUGGCCUUUCAUUCCGUGUUGACGAACCUCAGAUUUUGAAAUCACUUACUGCUAAGACUGUCAUGGAUUUAACUAUUGGGGAGAAACUCAAAGUUUUGACUUGCUUGAUGCAUCAAAUUCUGCAGUUUGGAAGCAUCCGUGAAACAAUCAACGAACGUAACGAAAAGCUUAAACAAGCCAAGAACGACCUCAGAAGUGUUCAGCUUGUUGAAAAGAAGCGAGAAAUGGAGGAACUUAUGAAAAACCGUGUGGAGAAGCAAAAGAAGAAGGAGGGAGAAAUUACUCCAGAAGAGCAAGAAAAAAUAGAUGACGAGAAGACUAAACGUGAAAAAGAAAACUCAAGAAAGCAUGCAGAGUUCCUUGCCAAAGAGCAGAAAAUGCUGGAUAUUGUGCAAAGUCUGGAAUGGGGAGUGGCUGCUGUGUACCUGGGCAAUGACAGAGCUCAUCGCAGAUAUUGGCUCUUCCAAGCCUUAAGUGGUGUCUAUGUUGAAAAUGAUGUCGAAAACAUUGGGCCAUGCCUAGAAAAACCAACACCUGAUCCAAUCAUUCCCCUUUGCGAAGAUUCACUGAAAUAUGUGAGACACUUGUAUGAGUUGAAGCACGAUCAGAAAGAAGAAAUCAGCUGUGGGUCCAGCGAUAAAGAAAAUGAACGCUCUCCUCAUCCUGCAGGGAAAAACAAGAAGCACAAGGGAAAACCAGAAGAUGAAGAGGAUGAAAUUGUUGAGCCCAGCAAAACCCUAAAAUGCACUGCUGAGCAGGACUCUUGUCCAGUGCACUCGACAGUUUUGCCACGCACGAAGUGGAGUUUUUUCAACCGUCCUAACGAGCUUGAUGCUCUCAUCAAGAAUCUCAACCUUAGAGGUAUCAGGGAGAAUGAGUUGCGUCAGUCUCUUCUGUUAAACAGAAACCGAAUUGAGCAAAGCAUGGCUAAAUGUCCUGCAAACGUUUUGGGCAGACCCGACGAUGUUGUGCUGGCUGAAAUAGAUCCACCUCGCAAAUCAUCACGUAAUACUGGUGGUUCAUCAAACAAACACAAAGAGGAUGCCAACUUGAAUUUCCCGAAAGGAACACCCAUGGCAGAAAUCAUGGAAUCAACGCUAAGGGACGUGAUUAUUGACAUGGAAGAAAAGAUACACCUUGGUGGACUUGGUACACUGAAGGUCACAGAAAGAGAGAAGUGGAGGGAUAGCAUCAUCAAUGGUGGAUAUGACCAGCUUUGCUCCAAACUGACAUGGGGUGGCAAGAAGAAUGCAUGCAGGGGUUCUCCCCCAUCUGAGCGUACUGUGAGUAAACUUAAGAUGGAAGAGCGCAGCCGACCUGGCACUCCUGACAGCAUUGAAUCAGGUUCAGUUUACCAAGAAUCGGUGGCCAUGGAAACUGAACCCAGUUGUGAUGACAUGAAGAAAGUUCGAUCUCUGGCCAGUGCAAUUCUUCAAAUCGAACAAGCUGUAGAAGCAAAGUACCUGCAAAAGCCUUUGGGUGAAGAUGAAAAGGAGAAGCAGAAGCGGCUGAAAAAGUUGCAGAAAAAGGCAGCUGAAGAUGAAGCUGAAGAGGAAGAUGAACCAAAUGAAGAAGACCCCAAAGCUGACUUACCAAACCAGAUCGAGAGAUGGGAGGUGUCUUUGAUGGCUUGCACCAGCUUUUCUCAGCUCUUCUUGCAUUUCUCUACACUUGAGAACAGCAUUCUGUGGUCAAAGUCGGCUCUGAACGCACGCUGCAGAAUUUGUCGUCGCAAGGGCGAUGGAGAGAAUAUGCUCUUGUGUGACAGUUGCGACAAGGGACACCAUCUCUAUUGCCUGAAGCCUCCUCUCUCUUGCGUACCAAGUGGAGAGUGGUUCUGCCCCUCAUGUAGACCUAAAAGUUUAUCACCAAGGAAAGUGAGGAAGUUUCUUGAAUCUGAAGACGAAGAUGAAGAUUUGGAAGAAGAAGAGGAAAGCGAAAGUGACGAGGAAGAGGAAGAAUCUCAAUGUGUCGCUUGUGGUGAACAAGGCGACUUGGUUAAAUGUGAAGAGUGCCGCCAUGAAUUCCACCCGGCCUGUGCUUUACCGCCUCUUCGCUGUGUUCCACGAAGUGCUUGGAAGUGUCAGGAAUGUCGAGAUAAGCCUGCCAAGAAAUCUAAAGCUAAGAAGAAACGCCAUGGUGCAGUUGUGCUUGCACAAAAACCUCACAAUUCUCGCAGAUCGGCCAGAGACGCCAACACCAAAAUUUCCAAAGCAGCAAAAAGACUGCGGUCCAACUCAUGGGACGAUUCAGAUACUUCUCGCAAUGGCAGCGUUGCUGGCGAUGAAGUUCCCUCGAGAGAUCAGCGAGUUCGUAGGCGUCCUAGGUGGAUGGCAUCCGACUCGCCGGAAGACGAGUGCAGCUUAAACGCCCAGUUGCUGAGGGUGGUUCUUGAUGAAUUGAUGGGACACACGGAAGCUUGGCCUUUCCUUCGUCCAGUGUCCAAACAGGAAGCACCAGAUUACCACACCAUCAUUAAAAGGCCGAUGGACUUGGGAACAAUGAAGUACAAAUUGAACAUGAUGGAAUAUCGAAAUAACAGCGAAUUCCUUGCUGAUGCCCACUUGGUAUUUGACAACUGCGAGCUGUACAACCAAGCAGACGCUGAUGAGUUCAAGUCUGGUGCUGUCCUGAGAAAGUUCUUUGAAAGGAAGUGCAAUGAAUUUGCAUUGAAGUUGGUGGAAAGUGAUCUGGAACCUCCAAAUGCAAAGAAGGCUCGCAGAGCGAUUUAAAUUCAGAGCAAAAUGAGGUCGUAAAAUGACACGUCUGCAGAGUAUAUUAUUCAUAAUCGUGAUGUUGGUGUACAACACCCACAUUGAUCGUAUUUUUGUAUUACUAGGUUAAAUUGUAUUACUUAAUUUAUUUAAUGCUGCACAAUUGAUCACUACCUGCACUCUCGUCUUAAUACAGUAAUGCGCUCAAAAUCUUUUCACUUCAAAAACGUUUUAUUGUGUAACUACUACUUAAAAAAGAUUUUGGAGCAGAAAUUUAUACCAUUGUAAAUCAUCAUUAGAAGUUAAGGUUGUGGAUAUUACUUAGGUGCUCAAUAGGUAGAUACACUUUGUGUCAUUCCUGGACCCUGUCUGUCUCGUAAAUUUAAUUUUUUUGAUGUCUUAUCUUAGUUUAUUGUGGAAAUAAUUUGGCUACAUGUGAACAGGGUGUAAAAAGCACACAAUAAAGAAAAAUUUUAUAACUGCAAA
This is a messenger RNA of Neocloeon triangulifer, 5175 nucleotides long. RefSeq names its product bromodomain adjacent to zinc finger domain protein 1A (gene Acf). The transcript is spliced from 24 exons. Gene Ontology annotation, biological process: chromatin remodeling. Gene Ontology annotation, molecular function: protein binding. Bases 328 to 4707 code for a protein of 1459 amino acids. The record is from RefSeq and is a predicted model, not a curated record. NCBI's taxonomy places the organism in Eukaryota, Metazoa, Arthropoda, Insecta, Ephemeroptera, Baetidae.